AUGGCUCCUCUUUCGCUGUUGGACUGCCCCAAAGAGGUUCAACUCGGCAUUGCUGAAUUACUUCCCCAGGCCGAUGCAGCCAACCUCUCCAUGACUUGUCGAGCCCUGCACAGCCUUACUGAGCCUCUCGUCUACUCCACUAUCCAGAUAACUUGGUCGAGGCAGUAUUAUCCACCCAUCCCAAAAGCGCUGCUGUUACUCCGAGCUUUGCUAGAAAGGCCAGAUCUACGGAACCAUGUUCGUUCCAUCGAGUUCGGCGGUAAUGGAUUCAUUGACUAUGAUGAUCCUCCAUGGCCUGGCGAAACGCCUGAACCGCCUGACUUGCCGGAUCUUCCUCUCGAUAAGCUCACUGCAGCGAUCAGAAGGACAGGGGUGUCUGAUUCCACAGCAAAUGACUGGACAUUCAAAGCACUAUACUCCGAUCGCCGUAGGUACCUACAAGUUGAGGAGGAGCUCCAGCUGGGUAUCAUUCAAAAAUCUCAAUCGGCAACCUCCGAUGCCGCCGCAGCUGUCAUAGUUUCUCUUCUACCAAGACUGGAGCGACUUACUGUCUCCGAGAAUUGGUUCAACGAGGCGCGACUUUUGGGUAUCAUGUUUCAGCUGGCACUCUGCAGGACAGACCACGACUCUACUCAAAGCUCCCAGCCCACUUUUAGUUCUCUGAAGUAUGUCUCCCUCGACCCAAUGCUACACGAGGACGCAAACACGGAACCCGACAAGGUAGACCAAGAUCUUUGCUUGUUCUACUUGCCCAGUAUCCAGCAUCUCUCCACCUCCAUCCAGAACCCCACGCCAUUCUCGUGGCCGCGCACUUCCGCCCCGAACCCAGUGUCCUUAACCUCGUUAGACAUCUUCAGACUCCGAGAAACACGGCUCGCUCCAGUGUUAUCUGCCGCAAAAAAUCUCAAGAAGUUGAGGUACAAUUGGUUCUACCGACCUGAUUUCGAUGAGAAGGUCAACAAUUCUACGCUAAUGCUCGAUGAAUUGGCAAUGGCUCUCCUCGAGGUCAAGGAUUCACUAGAGGAUCUAGAAAUCACCGCCGAGACAUGUCCCGCAUAUACGAUGGGGGAUAUUGAUCCACCUGAUUUCACAUUUCACGACUCGUUGGCAGAGAUGAGAAGCAUGCACAGGCUAAAGACUUUGAAUGUUCCUUGGUCAUUUCUGACUGGCAAGACUGAGCUUUGUGCCCCUGGACGUCUUGGGAAUUCGCUACCACAAAGUCUCGAGCACCUCACAUUGAGCCGCUUUCGUCUAUGGCCUGUACCGCAUAAUGAUCGAGAUGGAGCCAUGAUUUCUGCUUUCGAGAAGGAACUGGAAACUGGUAGUUUAUCGCAUCUGACUCGUUUGAAGAGUGUCAAGCUACCGCCGUCUUUCGUUAGUCGUGGGAUGCCAGAGGUGUGCAAGGAAAAGAUUGAAGCACUUGGGUGGAAGUUUAACUUGAAGCUGGAAAGCCCAAAGAGGGACUUGAGUAAGAUUAUAUAG
Molecule: messenger RNA, 1482 nt
Organism: Fusarium proliferatum ET1
Lineage: Eukaryota; Fungi; Ascomycota; Sordariomycetes; Hypocreales; Nectriaceae
Exons: 1
Coding region: 1-1482 (493 amino acids)
Molecular function (GO): protein binding
Source: RefSeq, a predicted model, not a curated record